AUGGGGACAGCAAGUGACAUUGCAACACAGGUGACAGCGCUGGGGACGGCGGGUGACACCGGGGACACCGUGGCCCAGGUGAUGGGGACAGUGGGUGACAGCGGGGCGGAGGUGACAGCGCUGGGGACGGCAGGGGACACCGGGGACACCCUGGCGCAGGCGAUGGGGACAAUGCUGCUGUACUUGUCCUUCCCCGUCGGCGUCUUCUGGGUCUCCAACCAGGGGGCGCUCUUCCAGCGUCACGUGGUGCAGCGCAAG
This is a messenger RNA of Fulmarus glacialis (Northern fulmar), 258 nucleotides long. It is a transcript of the gene PET100, whose product is annotated as PET100 homolog (S. cerevisiae). The record is from RefSeq and is a predicted model, not a curated record. Gene Ontology annotation, cellular component: mitochondrion. The annotation marks the transcript as partial. The transcript is spliced from 2 exons. Gene Ontology annotation, biological process: mitochondrial respiratory chain complex IV assembly. NCBI's taxonomy places the organism in Eukaryota, Metazoa, Chordata, Aves, Procellariiformes, Procellariidae.